Molecule: messenger RNA, 684 nt
Organism: Rhodofomes roseus
Lineage: Eukaryota; Fungi; Basidiomycota; Agaricomycetes; Polyporales; Fomitopsidaceae
Exons: 5
Coding region: 1-684 (227 amino acids)
Source: RefSeq, a predicted model, not a curated record
AUGCAGGGUGAUAGAUGCGGUGUUUAUACGCACUGGGCCUAUGUGGAGCCCAAUGUGAAGAACAAGGAAGCACGGAGAGUUGGCGGCGGAGACUCGAAGUUUCGCGGUUUCAACUCGCUAGCAGACGCGAUCAUCUGGUACAUGUACAAGGGCGGUGAUUCCUCCCAUGCUCGCCGAGGGCUCCCGCCGAUUGUGCUAGAAGUGUUGAAUAGCAAGACGUCUAACCCCAUCGACUCGGACUUGACCUCUCAGUUCGCAAACGUGACGCUAGGCGGCAAUCGACCAGGGUUGCCUCCCUCUACACCGGUCCGGUCCCGCUCUCAUGCUAUCCAUGCCGCACACAGACCCAGUCCCACGCGCUCGACAAAUACGUAUCAGUAUCCCGCACCUGCAGCCUUCCUUUCUACACCUUCGCCACCUGCACAGCUUCCAUCAUACGCGACGCCGUCGAGGAUGUCUGGUCAGACGGCACACAUUCAUCGUGCUCGACCGGCCGGUGACUUCAUCGUUGUGCGCACUCUCCCUCACGCCCUGCCUGUUCCCGUGAAUGUUGUUGUACCUACUCUUGGCACGACUGCCGAUGACACCCAGACGAAGAAGGACUUCGUCAAGCAGCUCAUGUUACAGGGAGCCCCGGGUGCUGAGAUGGAGUACCUGUACGAUCUCAUCAUGGUUCCCCUGUGA